CGAGCAGUCUGGGGGAAUGUGUCCGUGUGUUUGUUUGUGUUUUCACUGAGACGGAGGACGUAGUGGGAGAGAAGAAAGGACGGCUUCGUCUCUGUGCACCAGCCUGCGCUGUAGCAUACGACUGGAGUUCCCAGGCUCUGUCUCGGCGGCUAUUGUUCCCAGGAGCCGCCACGCGCAGAUCGAGGCCAGCUGUCACGGCUCGCUUUAGAAGAUCGGUGCGUUGGGGAGGAUAAUACCGUUGCGUGUUGGGGCCCACUGGCGUGGCUUCCAAGCUCCGCGUAUGGUUAUUUUACGGACUUCCCAUACGCGUUUUAAUGCAUGUCACGUUCAUUUCUGGACAGCCUAGGCAUUUAUCGUUGUCCGGGAACACCACCAUUAUAUUACCCAAUACACUUCAGUAUCUAAGGGCAACCGGCUGUAUUGCAUGUGUUUUUAAGUAGACCCAUGGCCAAGUGGCUGAAAGAUUAUCUGAGUUUCGGAAGCCGGCGAGCCCCCCCUCAACCACCUAAACCGGACUACACCGAGAGCGAGAUACUCAAAGCCUACCGGAUUCAGAAAAGCCUGGACUUCGAAGAUCCGUAUGAGAACUCGGAGAAUCGCAACGGCACCGUGAUGUCUGACGCGCCGUUUGGCUCUCCCCACAAGUCUGGCACCCUGGACCUGAAGUCGCCCAAACAUCGGCUCAUCAAAGUGGAGUCGCACGAUCUGGGGCGCAGUAAAAUCCUUUUGAGCGCCGUGUCCUUUGAGGAACCGGACCCCGUGGUUCCCUCGGCGCCGGACGCAGGUGACCUGGAUUACUCCGACCCGUUUGACGCCCGGCCCGACCCGCGUCCCGCCCCAGAACCAGAACCGGCUCCGCAGGAGAGCAACGGCUACAUGGAGCCGUACGAAGCACAGAGGCUCCUCACCCAGCUGCAGCGGGGUUCAGGCUCCAGCCGGUCGGGGGGCGGAGUCCAGCUGUAUGACACGCCCUAUGAGGAGCGGGCGCGGGCGAAGGGGCGGGCCCGGGGGGCGGGGCCAGCGGAUGACGGACGGGAGAGCCGGCUGCCCCAGGACGACGAACGACCUGCUGAUGAGUAUGACCAGCCCUGGGAGUGGAAGAAGGAGCACAUCUCUAAAGCCCUGGCAGUGCAGUUUGACGGGACGGACUGGGACCGCUCGGCCAAUCAGACGGAGAGGGCGCGGCCCCCCAGGACCAACCCGCUGGCAGGGGGCGGGGCCAAGUACCGCAAGGCCUCCGACAUGCACGGCAUUCUGGGAGAGCGGGUGGACCCCGCGCUGCCCCUGGAGAAGCAGGUGUGGUACCACGGUGCUCUGACUCGCUCGGAGGCGGAGUCUCUGCUCACCUUGUGUAAGGAGUGCAGCUACCUGGUGAGACACAGCCAGUCCUGCCGCACGGACUACUCCCUGUCUCUCAGGAGCUGCCAGGGCUUCAUGCACAUGAAGUUCUCCGUCUCUCGGGAGGGGAAUUACAUCCUGGGUCAGAACAGCCCGCCCUUCCACACCAUCCCCGAGGGCAUCCACUACUACACCACCCACAAGCUGCCAAUCAGAGGGGCCGAGCACCUCUCCCUGCUCUUCCCCGUCGUGGUACAGACCCUCUGAUUGGACUGCUGGACUUGGGCCACCUGCUGUGAGACGGGGCUUCUGAUUGGAUGUUGGUUUGAUUGACGCGGAUGGAGGCGGAAGAACUUUAAAUGUUUUUUUUUGUUUUUCCUACGAGUACCCUUGUUAGAGCUUCGAUGGCUGUGUGUGUGUGUGUGUGGUUCUUUACACUCUUUGGUCACUCUUUCCUGUUUGUGUUUGAGCCCAUCUCUCAAACACAAACAUUUUCUCUUUUUGGAUUUUCACUGGGCACUGGAAUGACUUCUUAAUGGACAAACUUUUGUGCAACCUGGUCUCUGAUUGGACAGUUCAGCUGGGCAAAGAGAAGACUUUUUAAUUUGAACUGACACAAACUGAAACUGGACCAUGGAAACCAUGACCGUUAUAUUCGAAAACCUCUGAAGGGGGGAAAAAAACUUUGCUAUCGGUCUGUUCGGUUGGAUUCGCUUCAUGACUGACCAAUGACAUCUCUCCUGAUGAACCAAAGUAGAGUCUUAUUGGUCGGCUUGACAUACCAAGUCCCUUCCACAGAAAACAAAAAGAAAGGAUUUUCGGUGGUCUGUGGCUUUUGGAGAGACGGACAUAUUUGUCAUGCCGCGUGUUAGAUUAGACACUGUCCGUUCGCUGUUUGGAGUUCUCUGUAUUUCACAAGGCUUUGUGUCCGGAGAGGAGCUGGUCCAGGCAAGAGAAAUUCUGCAAAUUCUAGAAACUUCAGCUCUUACCAAAGUUCUUUACAAACAAUAAACGUCGUUCUGACCGAUUGUAAUAUAACUGUUGUUCACGAUGGAGGCAGCCGUAAUGACACGUUCAAGUUAUUUUAGCUUUUCACUUCUACUGGGGAAAUAAAAAAGGUUUAUUGUGUUCUUUACUUACCAUU
This is a messenger RNA of Conger conger (European conger), 2482 nucleotides long. Its product is annotated as SH2 domain-containing adapter protein D-like. The coding region runs from base 445 to 1605 and encodes 386 amino acids. Lineage: Eukaryota; Metazoa; Chordata; Actinopteri; Anguilliformes; Congridae. Gene Ontology annotation, molecular function: phosphotyrosine residue binding. The transcript has 7 exons. The record is from RefSeq and is a predicted model, not a curated record.